UGUUACCCUUGAGUAAAUAAAAUAGUAAAUAUUUACUCUUAAAAUUGCUACUGAAUCCCUUCUGGGUGUCUAAUGCAGACGACAGACUUCCAUUUCAUGCAAAGCGUUGGCCAUACCGGAGCGCUGAAGCGCCUCUCCCCCUCCCCUCCCCCUCAUCGAAAGUGAAAGUUCAUAAACAUCUGACCGCCAUGCCACGCUGAGGGAGGUGUGCCGGAGGGUGACUGGCUACUUCGCCAUUAAUUUUUAUUUUGACAUGCCGUUCACACAUUUUAAACGUUAAACCAGUGGCUUGGCAGCUAGCAGUGCAAUGGAUAACUCACUCUUAUUUAAAUACUUCUCCACCUUUGUCACCGCCGAAAGUGGGAUGAUCACCUGCGUGUUCUCUCAUUGCACCAUGCAGCCUUCCCAUCAAACGCAGAAAGUGGCGAGUUUGUAAUGCUGACCAUUCUCCAUCUCUCACUGAGGUAGGCCCGCUUUAGAGGGACAAGCUGCCUCGUCUUGAAUUUUUAUCUUGGCAUGCCGCCCACACAUUUCAAAGGUUAAACUAGUGACUAGGCAGCUAGGCAGCGCAAUGGAUGGCUUAGCCUCAAAUAUUUCACCACCUUCAUCACCUCUGAGAGUGGAAUUAUCUCCCACUUCGUCUCCUAGUCCCUCAAGGAGCCCUCCCAUCAAACGCAGAAAGUGGCAAGUGUUUGAUGCUGUUAAUUCUCGAACAAAAUCAACAGCUGCAAGAUGGGAAGCCAUUGGUGUUGAAAUGAUGGAGGAAGUGCCCAUUGAAGCAACUUCUCCGAAUCAUUUAGUGUUCUACGAGCAGUGCAAUGUUGACCAAGACAUCAGUGAAGAUCACUCCAGUGUUGACAGUGUUUCCGAGUUUGACAGCAGUACAUCACCUUCUGCGGAGUCUGAGGGAUCGUCCAAUGAAAGUGAGCUCUGCCCCUCUAGUUCCAAUUCAGAAUGUGAUGUUCCAGAAGAAGUGGAAUGUUCUCUUGAUUCCAGUGCAGAAUCGUGCCCUGCUUCAGACUCAGACUCUGACAAGGAAGAUUUUUUUGAACUGUAUUCUGGCUGUGAUUUUAGUGUUGAUGAAGCUGUUCUUGACAUCCUGACUGACAGCAUAAAGAAUCGUGAAACUCAAGAAAGCUUGAAAUGUCACUUUCAAACUCUUUUAAAAUACUUGCCCAAGCGUAAUAACAUGCCAAAAACUUAUUCACAACUAACAAACCAUGUAUUAAGGUUAGUGCCUGAUUAUUUUGAGAAACCUGUCCCAUAUUGUGGAGAGUGCUUGUUACUGUUAGAUUCUGAGAAUAGAUGCCCUGUUGCUAGUUGUGAAAGUGAAAAGGUUUCCAACUUCUAUAUGUUUUCUUUGAAGGACCAGAUUAGAUUUUUUUUCGAACAUGGUAAUCUGGCAUCUUUUUUAAAGCAGAGAGAGGCAUCAGAUGGGGUGAUACGGGAUAUUACUGAUGGAUCUCAGUACAUUAAAGUUAAAGUGAAAGGUGAAUUUAGCAUAACAUUAAUGAUUUAUACAGAUGGAGUAACAAUAAGGAAAAGUUCUAAAACCAAGUUUUGGCCCCUGAUGGUUGUAAUCUGUGAAGUUCCUCCACACAUACGACAUAGAUUUAUCAUAAUUUGUGGUAUAUGGUGUGACACAAGAGAUGCACCAAUGAACACCUUUUUGCAGCCAAUUGUUGAACUUGUUAAUGAAAUAGAUUCUGAAGGCGGUGUACUUUGGAAGCAUCCUGACUCAGGAGAGGAGUGUAGAUCUGUAGUUAGAGCACCUGUUAUUUGUGCUGAUGCCCCUGCAAGGGCCAAGAUUCAAAAUCUUAUAAGUCAUAAUGGAAAUUUUGGCUGUAACACAUGUGAACAAACUAUGGAAAAAAUACCUCUUACUCGACAGGAAUUGCGGCUGAAACGUAGGGGUGUCAAAGUUACCCGUAAGAGAGGUUUCAUGUUUAAAGAAAUACCAGCCACAUUGCGCACUGAUGAGAGAAUGAGGCGGCAAGCCAGGAUUGCUUUCAAUACUCAAAAACCAUGUCUUGGUGUGAAAGGCCCUACUAUUGUGUCAUGUCUCCCUGAUCUUGAUACUGCAAGAUGUGUUUUUAGCGAGUACAUGCAUGGAGUUUGUUUAGGUGUGGUCAAACGCUUUCUAAACCUGUGGUUAACUGUUCCUGGUCCUUGGAAUAUUUCCCAUUUUGUAAAUGAUAUGGACAAUUUUAUGCAGAGUACAGCUCCUCCAAGUGACAUUACUAGAUUACCUCGUAAUGUAAGUGACUUUAAAUAUUGGAAAGCCAGUGAGUUUAGGCAUUGGCUGCUUUUUUAUUCUUUACCUUGCAUUUCAGGAAAACUGCCAAAUCAAUAUGUGAAGCACUGGUCUCUGUUAGUGUUAGCAGUGUAUCUACUUCUGCAGGAAGAGAUAACUAGGCAAGAUUUAAAAAAUGCUAGGUUAUUGUUAAGAGCUUUUGUCAAAGAUGUUGGUAGAUUGUACAGGCAGAGAGAUAAUACAUAUAAUGUACAUCAACUUCUCCACCUUGAUUUAUAUGUGAAAUGGUGGGGGCCUCUGUGGUGCACUGCAGCAUUUUCUCUUGAAGGUUGUAAUGGUGAUGUGGUCAAUCUCACCCAUGGCACAAAAAAUCCUGGUAUAGAAUUGAUGAGAAAUAUUCGUUUAGUCCAUGGAGUAGAGAUUCUUAGAAGUAUGGUUCACACUCAACGCACUGUAGGUAAUGUUCCUAAAGAUUUUAUUCCAGUAAACAAUUGUACUAGUGUUCACUUUCAGGAAGAUGAACAUGUUUUUCUUGAUCAUGGUUUGACUAAUGUAACUGCCAAUAAUGUAUAUUCCUGUGUGAAAAGAGGCAGAGAUUUUUUUACUUCUGAAUCAUAUACAAGACAAAGAAAGCGAUGUAACUACAUAAUCAAAUUUAAAACUUCUGAAUCAUCCUGGGCUUAUGGAGCAAUAAGGUAUUUUAUUUCUCAAAGUGAUGGUAUUUUUGCAGUUGUGAAAAAGUUUAGAAUCGAUCAUUCAAGGAUGUUUUACAUUGAUAAUUUGAGACUAGCUGUGAAGCACAUUCUUCCUAUUGACGUAACAGAAGAUAUUGUUCUAGUGAAAGUAAAUGACAUCGUAACCAAGGUUAUAAGAGUUCAUGACACAAUUUGUCUUAACCCCAAUCGGUAUGAGAAGUAUCUGUGAUAUUACAAUUUAAGAAACAUU
This is a messenger RNA of Thrips palmi, 3199 nucleotides long. RefSeq lists its product as uncharacterized. The record is from RefSeq and is a predicted model, not a curated record. The transcript has 5 exons. Lineage: Eukaryota; Metazoa; Arthropoda; Insecta; Thysanoptera; Thripidae. The coding region runs from base 572 to 3178 and encodes 868 amino acids.